Staurois parvus is the source of this 630-nucleotide messenger RNA. The record is from the annotation of a GenBank genome assembly. Lineage: Eukaryota; Metazoa; Chordata; Amphibia; Anura; Ranidae.
UCAUGCUGCUGCCAGGUCCAGAGUCUCUCAUGGGUCCCUGUACGGCCUCCCAUUGCUGCUGUCUCCAUCGCCACACUCUGCCAUGUGCCACUUUCAGGUCUCCUCACACACUGCUGGGUUCCAUUUUUUGUCAUAGGGUGCUGGCAGAUUACGGGCAUCCCAUAGCUGCUGCCAGGCCCCUAAUCUGCCAUGGGCCCCUGUACCGCCUCCUCAUGCUGCUGCCAGGCCCCUAAUCUGCCAUGGGCCCCUAUACCGCCUCCUCAUGCUGCUGCCAGGUCCAGAGUCUCUCAUGGGUCCCUGUACGGCCUCCCAUUGCUGCUGUCUCCAUCGCCACACUCUGCCAUGUGCCACUUUCAGGUCUCCUCACACUGCUGGUGGGUUCCAUUUUGUCAUAGGGUGCUGACAGAUUACGGGCCUCCCAUUGCUGCUGCCAGGCCUGUAAUCUGCCAUGGGCCUCCGUACCGCCUGGUCACGCUGCUGCUGGGUCCACAGUGUGACAUGGGUCCCUGUACCGCCUCCCAUUGCUCCCACUCUGCCAUGUGCCACUUUGAGGUCUCCUCACACUCCUGCUGGUUUCCAUUUUGUCAUAGGUUGCUGUAUGGCCUCCCAUUUCUGCUGCCUCCACCGCCA